This is a messenger RNA of Orbilia oligospora ATCC 24927, 2238 nucleotides long. RefSeq lists its product as uncharacterized. Gene Ontology annotation, molecular function: GTPase activator activity. The transcript has 3 exons. Gene Ontology annotation, cellular component: cytoplasm. The coding region runs from base 1 to 2238 and encodes 745 amino acids. NCBI's taxonomy places the organism in Eukaryota, Fungi, Ascomycota, Orbiliomycetes, Orbiliales, Orbiliaceae. The record is from RefSeq and is a predicted model, not a curated record. Gene Ontology annotation, biological process: small GTPase-mediated signal transduction.
AUGUCGCUCGAAAAACCGCUCCCCGGAGCUCCAUCCCCGGUAGACCGAACUGUCGAAAGAGUCGCCGAGCGCCUCGCAGUCCCGAUCAGGAGAGCACGCGCGAUAUCGAACCCCCCAGAAAUGGCACCCGCCCCUUUACCAGAGAUGCCUACCUACGACCCAAAACUUGCACAAUUGGCGGCUAGGGUUCUGUACAGAUCAGGGAUUGACUCGCUCGGAAAUCCACUAUUGGUACUAUCCGCGGCUGCAUUUCCAGAUUCGAGAGAGGUAGACUACAAUGCUUUAUUACCCUAUGUAUUGGCGAUAUUACCAGGGGAGAACGAAAUCGAUGCUUUGGACUCACAUGGCGAGAAAGGAAGUGGUGGUUACUCGGUUAUUUUCUUUUCUGGAGGGAGUGGCAGUAGGGAUAGAGACGCAAAAUCGCGGCCGACAUGGAGUUGGUUUAUGCAGGCUUAUUCUUUGCUAGGAAGAGCCGUUAGGAAGCGCAUCAAGAAGCUAUGGAUUGUCCACGAGCGAGCUUGGGUGCGCAUCAUGCUGGAGAUGUUAUCCGGCGUUGUAUCCCAGAAAUUCAGAAGAAAAGUUCUGCAUGUCUCAAGCCUGACGGAACUUGCCCUUGAAAUCGAUAUCACGAAACUAAACAUCCCUCCUGCCGUUUACUUGCACGAUAAGCGAGUAUCCGAAUCCAUACAACUCCCCGGUUUCCCUCCAGUACCACAAUUCGGAAAGAUGCCAUUCACACCCGAUUCGCCAGUUGAUGCCCCCUUACCUCAUGUUCUCACAGAUGCAUCCCGCUAUAUCAGACUGCAUUGUCUUCCAUACGAAGGGUUGUUCAGAAAGGUCCCCAGCACUGACCUUUUGGAAGUUGCAAGGGAAGCAUACGACAGACGACAAUAUCUCCACCUUUCUGACUACGGCCCGAAUAUAGCUGGGGGGUUGAUUAAAUUAUAUUACCGAACGCUACCAGAACCCAUUAUCCCUACAUAUUGCUACGACGAAAUCGAAGAGAACUUUGGGGAUAACUCUAAAACUGAGGAUGUUGUUUCAGCUGCCAGGAGUAUACUGACCCAGAGCUUACCGAAAGUUUCUUGUAGACUACUCUUAAGACAUCUUCUCCCACUGUUGGCUCUUGUGGCUUCACAUAGCGAAGUUAAUAAGAUGACAGCUUCAAACUUGGCGAUCUGCUUUGCGCCUUCAUUAUUACGAUCCGAGGAUAUCAUGCUGGACGCAAAGAUGUCUCGAGGCGGAGUCGCCAAGUUACUCGAAUGCUUAAUUACGAACAUUGAACAGUUUGCUCCAAAGAUGCCAGACCGACAGCCAAAACCUGCUUCAUUGACUGGCGAGAAGUACCUAUCCAUUUCAUCCAUCAAGAGGAGUGCGGCCACUGCAUCAACGACAAGAAAGCAAAUGAUUCCUAAGAUCAACGGAGAUAGCCCAACAUCAAGAUACGCCGAUGAUGAUCUUCUAACUAGCUCACCGAUUCAAAGGAAAAUGUCAUGGACCCCUAUUAUGCAGACUAUAAUGAAUAGCGACCCGAUUCCACUGACUACAAGGUCGAUGUCGGAUGGCGAGAUAAUAUCCAAAACUCCUAAGUCCACAGCCCCAGCACCGAAAACUUCGACAACGUUAACUUCGACGACGACGGCAUCCGCGGUGCCAGUCCCUACAGCUAGCGCAGAUACAACUACAACGUCAAGAGUUACAAAUGGCGGUAUCCCAUCCCCGCCCCCUUCGCCAACUAAAGAACCAGCUACACUUUCUACACCAUCGAAAGCGACUGCCUCGACCUCCCCACAGCUUAAGCCUGCCGCAUCGCCGCCAUCCAACUCCAAUGAAUCCUCUGCCCGUCGCUCAUCCUCGCCGUCUGCUUCCAAACUCUCAACAUCACCCUCAAGUCAACCUAAUCUUCAGAUUCGCGGUCUAAUGCGCGCGACAUCGUCUCCUCUCCCACCUCGGGAUUUCAGAGCAACCCUUACCCCCGCUGGUAAUAGAGAUGGAAAUGCAAAUACCAGUAACACCACUGCCAAACAACUAAAUAGCAAGCCCUCUUUCCCAACUCUGCGUAAAGUCCCCUCUGAUGCAGCCCUAAACUGGCAGAGAGCUAGUGUUAAAGUGAAGGUGGCUGGUACUAUGGUCAAUGAACUCAAGGCACUGUAUGAAGAGCGAGCUAAGGGAGCCGAGAUAUUGGUCAAAACAGCGAGCAGGAGAGGCAGGAAUCCGAGCAAUGCGGGUGUGAAUUGA